AUGGCCGAGUUCAUACGCGCCCAGAUCUUCGGCACCACAUUCGAGAUCACCUCCAGGUACGCCGACAACGACCUGCCUCCUCCGCCUGUCUGCGAAAUUGACAAAUUGACAGGUACUCGGAUCUCCAGCCUGUGGGCAUGGGAGCCUUCGGCUUGGUGUGGUAAGCUGCCACCCUCAAAACCACUCGCUUCCCCGCCAUCGUCGACCGAAGAGACUGACAAGCCGCUUUCGCGACCUUCUAGUUCUGCGAGGGACCAACUCACCAAUCAGAAUGUGGCUGUAAAGAAGAUUAUGAAGCCUUUUAGCACUCCAGUCUUGGCCAAGAGAACAUACCGAGAACUGAAGCUGCUGAAGCAUCUCAGGCACGAGAAUGUCAUCUCUCUCAGCGACAUCUUCAUCUCCCCUCUCGAGGAUAUUUACUUCGUCACCGAGCUGCUUGGAACCGAUCUACACCGACUCCUUACCUCAAGACCCCUGGAGAAGCAGUUCAUCCAGUAUUUCCUCUACCAGAUCAUGCGGGGCCUGAAAUACGUCCACUCUGCCGGUGUUGUCCAUCGCGACUUGAAGCCCAGCAACAUCCUGGUCAACGAGAACUGUGAUCUGAAGAUUUGCGACUUUGGUCUUGCCCGAAUUCAAGACCCUCAGAUGACUGGAUAUGUCUCGACGAGAUACUACCGAGCCCCGGAGAUCAUGCUCACCUGGCAAAAGUACGACAUUGAGGUCGAUAUCUGGAGUGCGGGAUGCAUCUUCGCCGAGAUGUUGGAGGGCAAGCCUCUGUUCCCCGGAAAGGACCACGUCAACCAGUUCUCUAUCAUCACCGAGCUUCUGGGCACGCCUCCUGACGACGUUAUCAACACAAUUGCCAGCGAGAACACCCUGAGAUUCGUCAAGUCUCUACCCAAACGGGAACGCCAACCCCUGACGAAGAAGUUCAAGAACGCCGAUCCGCAAGCCAUUGAUCUUCUCGAGAGGAUGCUUGUAUUUGACCCUAAGAAGCGAAUAACAGCCGGCGAUGCUCUGGCACACGAAUACCUCGCGCCAUACCAUGACCCCACCGAUGAGCCGGUGGCCGAGGAGAAGUUCGACUGGAGUUUCAACGACGCCGAAUUGCCCGUCGACACGUGGAAGAUCAUGAUGUACUCGGAGAUUCUUGAGUAUCAUAACGUGGAGAGCAACCUUCCACAACAAGUGGAAGGCCAGCUCAAUGGCCAUUAG
Anthostomella pinea is the source of this 1215-nucleotide messenger RNA. The record is from the annotation of a GenBank genome assembly. NCBI's taxonomy places the organism in Eukaryota, Fungi, Ascomycota, Sordariomycetes, Xylariales, Xylariaceae.